AUGGGGGUGCUCAACAGCGGCGUGGUGUACGCGCUCUGGGACUACAGCGCCGAGCUGGGCGACGAGCUGUCCUUCCGCGAGGGCCAGCCCGUCACCGUGCUGCGGCGCGACGCGCCCGACCAGCUCGACUGGUGGUGGGGCUCCCUCUACGGCCACGAGGGCUACGUGCCCAAGAACUACUUCGGGGCCCGGCCGCUGGAGCUGUCCAAGCUCAUCUACUGCUCCCGCACGGUGCCGGAGAUAGAGAAGGUCAUCGAGGAGCUGCGCAAACUCAUGGACUUCUACGAGAAGCAGCUGGGGGAGAAGGUGCCGUUCCUGGGGCUGGCGCUGAGCUCCAGGAAGAACCUGUGCGUCCACCCCGAGGUCCUGUCACCUCCCGUGUCCCCCAGUGUCCCCCUGGGCAUCCUCCAUUCCCCACCAGCACCUGGGGUCCCCUUGUCCCCCGUUUCCUGGGUGUCUCCUGUGCCCCCGUGUCCCCCCUGUCCCUGUGUCCCCUGUGUCCCGCAGGAGUUCGACACCCACGGGCGCGAGGUCCCCAUCCCCUACGGCAUCUACAACCUGGACGACCUCAAGGCCCACGGCCGCCAGAAGGGCUGGUGUCCCUAUUUCCUGGCCCGCUACUCGAUCCUGCACGCCAACAUCGUGGUCUACAGCUACCACUACCUGCUGGACCCCAAGAUCGCCGACCUGGUGUCCAAGGAGCUCGCCAGGAAGUCGGUGGUGGUGUUCGACGAGGCGCACAACAUCGGGGCCACCACGAAGGUCCCCGAGACCCUCUUUAAGUGUCCUGAACCCUUCCAGUCUCCGCUCCAGCUGGUCAUGGCCACCAUGCAGGGCCCCCGGUCCCCGCUGAGCGGCGCCGCCCCCGCAGAGGCCGUUCCCGGGAGCAUCCGCACGGCCGAGCACUUCGUGGGCUUCCUGCGGCGCUUCCUGGAGUACCUGAAGGCGCGCGUGCGCGUGCAGCGCGUGGCGCAGGAGAGCCCCCCGGCCUUCCUCAAGGACGUCUACGAGAAGGUCUGCAUCGAGCGCAAGCAGCUCCGCCGCCGCCCCGAGCGGCGGCGCUCGCUGCUGCGCACGCUGGAGAUUGCCGACGUCGCCGACUUCUCCGCCGUCACCCUCGUCGCCAACUUCGCCACCCUCGUCAGCACCUACUCCAAGGGUACCGCCGUGUCCCCGUGCGCUGGGGACACCGCCACGCUGUCGCCGCUGGACAUUUACCCCAAAAUCCUGGAUUUCCGCCCCGUCACCAUGGCGACCUUCACCAUGACGCUGGCCCGGACCUGCCUCUGCCCCAUGAUCGUGGGCCGCGGCAAUGACCAGGUGGCCAUCAGCUCCAAGUUCGAGACGCGCGAGGACAUUGGUAGGGGACGGGGACAGGGCUGCAGGGGACAGGGACAGGGUUAUAGGGCUGCAGGGGACAAGGAGAGGGGAUACAGAGCUGCCUGUGAGAACGGCCGCGGCGCCAUCCUGCUCUCGGUGGCCCGGGGGAAGGUGUCGGAGGGCAUCGAUUUCGUGCAUCACUACGGCCGGGCCGUCGUCAUGUUCGGGGUGCCCUACGUCUACACCCAGAGCCGCAUCCUCAAGGCCCGGCUCGAGUACCUGCGCGACCAGUUCCAGAUCCGCGAGAACGACUUCCUGACGUUCGACGCCAUGCGGCACGCGGCGCAGUGCGUGGGCCGGGCGCUGCGCGGCAAGACCGACUACGGCCUCAUGGUGUUCGCCGACAAGCGCUUCGCCCGUGCCGACAAGCGCGGGAAGCUGCCGCGCUGGAUCCAGGAGCACCUCACGGACGCCAACCUCAACCUCACGGUGGACGAGGCCGUCCAGGUGGCCAAGUUCUUCCUGCGCCAGAUGGCCCAGCCCUUCCAGCGGGAGGACCAGCUGGGCCUGUCCCUGCUCACGCUGGAGCAGCUCCAGUCGGAGGAGAUCCAGCAGCGCCUGGAGCAGAUCGCGCAGCAGGUGUGA
Tinamus guttatus (white-throated tinamou) is the source of this 1965-nucleotide messenger RNA. NCBI's taxonomy places the organism in Eukaryota, Metazoa, Chordata, Aves, Tinamiformes, Tinamidae. The record is from RefSeq and is a predicted model, not a curated record.